CUUGUUCGGAACGCAUAGUUUUCUAAUAUGCUUCAACCAAUUCGAAUGCUCCUGGUUGAAGCCACAUUCGUCAUAGUCCAGUGUCAAACUUAUUAUGGAAAUUCAAGACUGGCCGCGUAUCCUCAAACUUACUACUCCGACCUGUCGCCAGCGAACUACUACGCUGACACAGAUGAUUUACGUACACCGCGACGGCAGCCGUCUUACGCAUACAGUAAUCCAUAUUUAGACGCCUUCAAUGACAAUUACAACCCUUCGAUUACGUCAAGUGCCGGCGUCGUGAACUUGGCUCAGAUUCCGGACACUGGUGCCCUUCUUGGUACUUCGGCAAAAGUGGUACACUUCCCGUUUGACUCGAAGGAAGUUCCGUACAAAGUUCCGCCAUCGCCUAGCAGUAGUGUCACUGAAAGUCAGUCGGUGGCAGGUCCAAAUGUGCUGAUUCAGUCGACCGGGGCAAAGAAAGGCGUCUAUAUCAAAGACCUGACGCUGCGUUUAUCGGAGCCUCUCAUGAGUGCCUGGCUAGACAACCUCAUUUCCACGAUGAAAGGAGCGUCAUGUACGAUGAAGCCAGUAAAAGAGAAGACCACAAAACUCACCCUGUUUGUCCAACCACCGCCUCACGCGGAUGCAACAAAGAUAGCAACUGAUGUGAACGCAAGCAGUCCUGAAAUUCAGGUUCACAGGAUCAGCGGCCGUGUCGACGUGGCAGCAAGAGACUCACGAGCAGAAAAGUCAUCUAGAAAUGCUUUUAGUGCCAAGUUGUACAAGCUGGGUGAUGACAAAGAAGUCGUAACCUUCGAUCCAUUGAAUACGGCGCAACCCGCAUAGACAUGUUAUUAAAAACACACCAUAUAUAUUUACUGCUUUGGGGAAAAUAGUAAACCAACACUGGUAUACUUUUCUUUUAUUGCGGCAAGUGCGAGUAUAUGCAGACCUAGAAAAAUAAUAACUCCGCCUACUGGCAGGAACGGCUCUCGAAAAUAUGCCUGUUCACGUCUUUAUAUAUUCAAUUUGGUGCGAAAGAGCAAGAUUCCUCAGUGAUUCUAGCGCUGCAUCGUUGAAGAAUGCCAAUCAGGCCGUUGUCCAGUAGGACACACUCUGCUAUAGAGCUUCAAAUAACUGUCGGCGCCAAUCGUUUUCAAAGGAUCUUCUAAGGCAGAACGUUAGACCGAACGUACACAAAAGCAUUGCCUACUUGUAACAAUAAUUAGUCACUGCUUCUAGAUGAACCUAUUUGCUUUUCACUGACAAUCUAAGAACAAUUGGCAUUGUACAAGACAUAUGGGUAGGUAAUAUCAAACCUUUGAGACUACUGAAAACCCUACUGUGCUAAUUAAAUCCUAUGAAUACUGAAGCCUGAAAGAAACUUAGUAAUAAGCCAGUUAACAGUAUACGAGUAUAUAGAAAUACGCUAAGUAAAUAUUGAAAGAUAUAUUAAAUAGCUUUCUCGUUUUUAGCACCUACCUUGUAAGACCACUAUUUUACCGACUAAUUAAAGUGGAUAUUUUUUGCGUAAAUAUUACGUAGAAAGUGAAUUUAAUUAAAUCUUUUAUUGUCUACCAAUUUCAAAAAGCUCAAUCUAAUUUAAGUUAUAGCUGAUUAAACUCAAUAAAGUUUAAUGUCUUCAAGGAUAAUAUGUCAGUCAAAAUUCUCAUUUGGUUAAGGUAAUUUUCCUAUUAUUUUCCAAAUUAUAUAGCUAUAUCUACGACCCUUUAAAAGCAUCGGCCGUAGACUGUGCAAAGCGAAGUGGUUUCAGAUAAUAAAUAUCCAAAUAAAUUUGA
Messenger RNA from Varroa destructor (honeybee mite), 1781 nucleotides. RefSeq lists its product as uncharacterized. Lineage: Eukaryota; Metazoa; Arthropoda; Arachnida; Mesostigmata; Varroidae. The record is from RefSeq and is a predicted model, not a curated record.